UCUCCACAGCUCUAUAUCUCUACAGCUCUACAUCUCCACAGUGUAUUAUUCUCAGACCGGACUGAUCGUUAUCUCCUCCAGGAUGAGCUCCAGUGGAUUAGAGUAUUAUGACUUCCUCCAACACCAUUCAGCACUGAUCAGUUCUCGCUCUUCACUGUUGAAUCUUGAGUGGUGAUGUAAGUGAAGAUGGGGGAUUGGAACUUCCUGGGCGGGAUCCUCGAGGAGGUGCACAUUCACUCCACCAUGGUGGGGAAGAUCUGGCUGACCAUACUCUUCAUCUUCCGUAUGCUGGUUCUGGGCGUGGCCGCCGAGGACGUGUGGAACGACGAGCAGGCCGACUUCAUCUGCAACACCAAGCAACCGGGCUGCCGAAACGUCUGCUACGACCGGGCCUUUCCCAUCUCCCUGAUCCGCUACUGGGUCCUGCAGGUGAUCUUCGUCUCGUCGCCCUCGCUUGUCUACAUGGGCCACGCCAUCUACCAGCUGAGAGCCCUGGAGAAAGAGCGGCACUGCAAGAAGGUGGCGCUGCGGCGGGAGCUGGAGGGACUGGACCCGGAUCAUGCCGAGGCUCGUAAGAGGAUAGAGAGGGAGAUGAGGCAGAUAGAGCAGGGAAAACUGAACAAGGCUCCUCUACGGGGGUCGUUACUGAGGACCUACAUCGCUCACAUAGUGACCCGGUCCGUGGUGGAGGUCGGGUUCAUGCUCGGCCAGCAACUCCUGUACGGGAACCAGCUGCAGCCGCUGUAUAAGUGCGAGCGCGAGCCGUGCCCGGACGUGGUGGACUGCUUCGUCUCUCGUCCAACCGAGAAAAGCGUAUUCAUGGUGUUCAUGCAGAUCAUCGCCGCUGUUUCCCUUUUCCUCAGCCUGCUGGAGAUCUUGCACCUUGCGUACAAGAAGAUCAAGAAGGGAAUUCUCGAGUUCUACCCGCACUUAAAGGAUGAUCUAGAUGACUGCUACGGUGCCAAGUCCAAAAAGAACUCAGUGGUGCACCAAGUGUGCAUCAGCCAAGGGCGCAAAUCGACGAUCCCGACCGCACCGAGUGGAUACACGCUGCUGCACGAGAAGCAAGCCAACGGACCGGCUUACCCACCUCUGGUUAGCGGGUCUUCUGUAUUCCAGCCUGUCAAGCUGGAGAGUCAUGCCGGAGGAAGACCAGGAUCAGAUGGUCAGAAGGACCCCAAGACCAGCGGUCCAAGUCCCACAGAACACAACAGCAACUCCAACAACACCAGCAACGAGGCUCGCUCUCGUGCGGACAAACCCGAACAACUCCUUGAGGACUCCCAGGAGCUUGAGACCGAAAGUUCAGAGUACCCAACGCUUCUGGUAACUGAAUCCGCCUCCUGUCCCACCACCUGUCCAACUAACACCACCCGCAGAGCCCGCAAGGUCAGCGGUCCAUGGAACUGCAGUACUGUGAUGGAAGGCAACGCUUCCGACAGCGAAGAGUCCUGCAGCAGCUUAGCGGGCGCAGGAAUUCACCCACGAGUUGGUCAACCUGUAGUCCACUGCCGGUCCUUCCCUAAACUGGACUCCAGAAGGUCCAGUCGACCACAGACGCCAGAUUCUGCAGCGGACAGGAGCUCGGACUCACGCCACAGUCCUGCUCUAUCUGCUAACCGCAGGACAUCGCCGGCCAGCAGUGUCAGCAGCAGGAGAGCUGCCACAGACCUGCAGAUCUGAAAAAAAUCCUGCCCUAAAGCAUUAUCUAACCCAGGGACAAGUUCUGAGACGUCUCCACGUUCCACCUACAGAAGCUGUUUUGAUGGCAGCUCUGACUACCGUUUCGGAACACUUAUUGAUCAGUCCAGAGAUUUUUAAUUUUCAGACCACCGUCUGGACCAAAGGACAAAAAUUUGAUCGGAAAAAUGUUAUCUACCGAUCAAUAGUCUGGUUGGUUUGCAGAGUAAACACUUUUUUGGACAGUUCAGACUUAUAACCGAAAGUAACCGGAUUAAAUAACGUACAGAAUACAAUCUAACAAGCACAUCAACUUCGGUUUCCGACCCAGUGUCAUCCUUCUUAGCUCCGCCCCCUCUCUUUCACUUGUAGGGUCUGUAUUUUAUACACCUGUGAUAAUGGGACUAAAUCAAACACCUGGAUUCAGGUUUUAAGGGUUGUGUUUCAACUCUAGAAACUUUGCUUUAAUAACGAAAUGACUGGAAUUAACUUAUUAUUAGCCUGGGUUCAUCAGUAAUAUUCAUCAGUGGAUUUUGUGAUGCAUGUUGUUAUAUUUAGAAUAUAUAAUGCUAAAGUUUUUUCUCUUUGUUUUCAGAUAAUAAUUUAAUUUCUCAAAAGAAAAAACACCACAUCAUGUAGUGACUCACAGCAGCAUCUUGUGAACAACACAUUCAUUUUUAAACAAAUAGGAAAAGUUUGUGCGUAAUAAUGAAAUUGGUUUUGU
This is a messenger RNA of Astyanax mexicanus (Mexican tetra), 2404 nucleotides long. Its product is annotated as gap junction alpha-9 protein-like. The coding region runs from base 187 to 1683 and encodes 498 amino acids. The transcript is spliced from 3 exons. NCBI's taxonomy places the organism in Eukaryota, Metazoa, Chordata, Actinopteri, Characiformes, Acestrorhamphidae. The record is from RefSeq and is a predicted model, not a curated record. Gene Ontology annotation, biological process: cell communication. Gene Ontology annotation, cellular component: connexin complex.